Vavraia culicis subsp. floridensis is the source of this 3648-nucleotide messenger RNA. RefSeq lists its product as uncharacterized. NCBI's taxonomy places the organism in Eukaryota, Fungi, Microsporidia, Pleistophoridae. Gene Ontology annotation, cellular component: Mre11 complex; condensed nuclear chromosome. Bases 1 to 3648 code for a protein of 1215 amino acids. Gene Ontology annotation, molecular function: single-stranded telomeric DNA binding; double-stranded telomeric DNA binding; G-quadruplex DNA binding. The record is from RefSeq and is a predicted model, not a curated record. The transcript has a single exon. Gene Ontology annotation, biological process: chromosome organization involved in meiotic cell cycle; telomere maintenance via telomerase; double-strand break repair.
AUGAUACUCAAUAAGCUUAUGAUAAGAGGCAUACGCUCAUAUUCGCCAAACACAUCCAAUGUUAUACAAUUCUUUCCGAUGACACUCAUACUGGGCGAAAAUGGUACAGGCAAAACGACCAUAAUCGAGGCAUUGCGCUACGCAAUCACCGGCGACCUGCCUCCAAUGUCACGUGGCGGUGCAUUCGUCUAUGAUCCGAUGCUAAACAGUUCCACCGACACGAAUGCACAAAUAAAAUUGAAAUUGUGCGAUCGAUACGUUGUUUCCCGUUCACUGAGCCUUACGCACCGCAAAUCAAAAAUUGAACAAAAGAACACCGAAAACGUCUUCUCAGUGAUCGUGAACGAUGUUGCUAGCGAAUCGUAUGGAAACAACAUGGAAAAUCUGUGUAAUAACGAGGAACUGGGCGAUGCGCUGGGCUGGAAAAAAGAUGAUGGAGCGAAUAACAACGUGGAAGGAAUAAAAAAAAGAAUAAAAUCGUUGAGUGGAAAAGCUGCAGAUAUUGACAAGCAGAUGCUCAUGGUGUUGAACACCAACAAGCCGCUUCUUGACCACGUAAUAUUCUGUCAUCAGGAGGAGAGUACCUGGCCAUUGAGCGAGCCAGCCAAUUUUAAGAAAAAGAUGGAUGAUAUCUUCUGCUCGACGGUGUACAUUAAAGCAAUUGAAAACCUGAAAAAUGUACGAAAAGAGAAAGGUAUGCAGCUCAAAAUGAAGUUACAGGAACUGAACUUCGCCCUGCAGGCCAAGAAGAAGCGCGAGGAGCUGCUCGCCAGGUUAGAGCGUGCGAACGAGGAUCUUAUGAACAACCGUGGCACUAUUUCCAACCUGGAGGGCAAGUUGCGGGUAUUGAACGAGAAGAGGAGUGCCCAACAGAGAAUUAUGGAGGAAAUACGCGCACAAAGUGAGAAAUUGCUUGUAUUGGACGUUAGGCUGAGAAAUACGAGCACUAAAUCGAUGGAGAUAAUUGCGGACGAGGUGGUGGACAAGUAUAGAGAUUAUAUGUUAGAUGAGCAAGCAGAAAGUAAAGCAAGGAAUGAACUGGAGCGGGUCAAGAAGGAACAUGCAAGAUUUAAAGAAGAGCAGGAGAGGGCCGAAAGAAUAAAAAAAACGAAAGAUGAGUACGUGUACAAGAAGAAAGCGCUCAUUGAGGAUAUCAGGAGUAUAAACAUGCAUAAAAAUGUUUGUGACCUCAGAAUAUUUGACAAUAGCGAUGACUUGAGUAACGAAAAAGGUGUGGUGCGUUCGAUGCGGACUUUUUAUGAAAGAUUUAGAGAAAUUCUUAUUGAACGGGACCGAACCGUAUCAGAAACGGAUAAUGAUGCUAAAGAACUAGAAAAGGAGUUAGAAGCGCUAAGCAGGGAGGAAAACAGUCUGGAAUAUGCUCUAAGGGCAAAUACCAAUGCUGUAAAGAACACUGAAAAGAGUAAAUUUGGAACCAAUGAUUUGGAGAUUAGAAUAAACGAAGCGAAAGCAUUACGAGAUUCGAAGAGCGAAACAGUCAAUGCAAUACACAGAGAUAUGGACGGGUACGUGGAGCAGAUAAGAAUGUCCAAACGUAAAGAUGAAAUUGAGCAGUAUUUAAGUGAUAAUACAGGUAUAGAUGAUGGUAUAUGCAUAGAAAAGAUAGGAGAAGAGAUAAAAGCAUUUAAAUUGAUGAAACAGGGCAUAUUUGCCAACAGAGCUGCAAUGUCGACCGUGCUAUCGAGGAUGCGGGACCUUAACAUCAAUUAUUUAUCGGGAAACGGAGAAGAAAAACUAACCUGUGAGAACAUCGAAGAACUCAAUGAGAUUCUUAAGGCUGAUCAUAAGAAUGCUGAUGCAAGUAAAAUUGAGUAUGAGCACGUUAGGAGGUUCUUUGAAGAAUUAAAAGAAUGUGAUCUUGUGGAAAUACCGUAUAGCACACUCCGAGAAUUGGAGUCUGCCAUUUCAUCGAAUAAGAACGCUGCCCACAUUUACAAGGACCUGAAAAAGCUUGGCGAAAAGAGAAAUGCGUGUGUACUUUGCAAUAAACCAUUCGUUAACAACGAAUUGACCACGUAUCUUGCCAAAUUAGAUUACGUCAUCGAAAAAAUACCAGAGAAAGAAAAUGAAAAAAGGGAGGAAUACAAGAAAUUGAUGGAAAAGGUUGAAAAAGAUGAGAAAGAAAAUGCUGUCCUCAACAAGUUUAACAAUUUAUUGCGGGAGAUCAAAGGGAUUGGAGAAGUGGAAUAUGGCGAUGAUAGUUUCUGCGCAACUUGUAAAUAUUCGAAAAAAUUGUGCACAGAUACGAUGGCAAGUCCUCAUAAGGAAUGCAAAACAGGGCUUUAUAGCAUUUUAGAUAGGACGAACAGGUUUGAAAUUGAACUGCACGGCAUAAAGCAGGACCUGCGUGAAAUAAUAGAUGUAAAAAAGAUAAAAGAAGAAAUCGAAAAUUACAACCGUGAGAUCAAAGGCUUAGAGGUGGCGCUAAUGCAAAAUUUAGAAUAUGAAAAGGAUGUUUUGCUGAGAAACAAUAUUAAAAAAUUGGAAAUAAAGAUUGCUAGGUUGAACGAGGAUAAACUUGAGAAGUUAAAGCAGAAGGAAAGAUUGAUCGGCAAGUUAGAGGAGGAUAAAGCAGAAUUAAUUGGUGAGACUGCCAGAAUGAACCUGCUGAAACAAAAAAUUGGGGAGUUGGAAGGUUACUUGGGCAUGAUUGAAAGUUCAGCAAAUGUGAUUUAUCAGAGUUUCAACGAGGAAGCGUAUUUCAAACAGAUAUUGGAUCUUAGCAAAGUGCUCAGUGAUUAUGAAAAUGACAAGUUUAUGACAAACAGGGUAUUGGAAUAUCUGAAACACAAGGAGGAAAUGGAAAGAAUAGACGUGAUAAAAGAGGAAAUUGUCAGCAUAAAAUUGAGCAUACAAAAAAAGAAACAGGAAAUGAUGGCGAUCAACGACUCAGACAAGGUUAAAGAGAUACUUUUGUUGCUUGGGCUAAGCGACAUAGGCACCGAUGAAAUAAUAAAAAGUGUUGAGAAGGAGAUCAACACACGAGAAGGAACAAACAAGCAGCUCACACAAAAUGUAAAGGAAUAUACACUGCAGCUGGAGGAAAAAGGUCCAGAUUACUCGGAGAUCUACACACAUACUAAGAUACUGGACAUUAUGUUAAAAGACCUGGAUAAGUCGAUCAAAGCAAUAGAGAAAAGCGUUCUUAAAUACUACGAGAACAAGAUUGAAGAGUUGAACAGAAAUUUGAAGUACUUAUGGUCGAAUACGUACAGAGGAAACGAUAUCGAUAGGAUUGAACUGAAAGCUGAGAUCACGAGUAGUAAGUAUUCGUACAAGCUGGUGAUGUACAAAAAUGAUGUUGAGUUGGAGAUGCGGGGACGGUGCUCAGCGGGUCAAAAGGUGAUUGCGUCGCUGAUAUUCCGGUUGGCACUGUCCAUCACUUUCUCUUGCAAUUGCAAUAUGCUCACACUUGAUGAACCAACCACAAACUUGGACCAGAGCAACAUUGAGUCGUUAGCACGAACCUUGAAGUAUCUGGAAAGAAUGAGCAAUUUGCAACUCAUAAUAAUUACGCAUGAUGAAGAAUUUCUGAAUCUGGUCAGCAAGGAUUCGGUAGAAUAUUUUUAUAAGGUAACAAGAAACAGCAGCUGCGAAAGUGUAAUUGAGAGGCAUUCGGUGUAUUAG